CCUUUUCCAUCAAACACAUCCCAUUUCCAAUUGAAUUAAUUUGACAUUGGAGAAGCAAAAUAACCAAAAAUGGGAUUUUCCAAGGUUACACUUUCUCUAAUAAUGUGUGUCUUGUGCUUGGGACAUUAUGUUGUCUAUGGCCAAGACUCACGUGCAGACUACCUCAAUGCACACAACGCUGCAAGGUCAGCAGUGAAUGUUCCAAAUCUUGUUUGGGAUGACACCGUAGCUGCUUUUGCACAGAACUAUGCCAAUCAACGUAAGGGAGACUGCAAACUGGUCCACUCAGGUGGUGGUGGACGUUACGGGGAGAACCUGGCGUGGGGAAAACCUGACCUAAGUGGCACAGGGGCAGUGAAAUUGUGGGUGGAUGAGAAAGCAAACUAUGACUACAAUUCUAAUUCUUGUGCUAGUGGAAAACAGUGCGGGCAUUACACUCAGGUGGUUUGGAAAAACUCCAUGCGCCUUGGAUGUGCUAAGGUAAAAUGUGAUAAUGGAGGAGGCACGUUUAUUACUUGCAACUAUGACCCUCCAGGCAACUAUGUUGGCCAAAAACCCUACUAAGUGAAUAAGUGAUCAUCGAUCCAUUCUCUUGGGUCACUUAGCAGCUAUCACCAUACUAAGAAUAAAUAAAUAAAUGUCGCGGUAUUAGUUUCGUGUUACAUUAUGUCGGAGACAUUGCUUCAUAGGCAGUGGCUAUCUUAUUAAUAAUUAAUAAAUGAAAUUUCCAAUUUAUGACAA
Lotus japonicus is the source of this 741-nucleotide messenger RNA. Its product is annotated as pathogenesis-related protein 1-like. The transcript has a single exon. The record is from RefSeq and is a predicted model, not a curated record. Gene Ontology annotation, cellular component: extracellular region. NCBI's taxonomy places the organism in Eukaryota, Viridiplantae, Streptophyta, Magnoliopsida, Fabales, Fabaceae. Bases 70 to 564 code for a protein of 164 amino acids.